Humulus lupulus (European hop) is the source of this 697-nucleotide messenger RNA. RefSeq lists its product as uncharacterized. Bases 59 to 682 code for a protein of 207 amino acids. The record is from RefSeq and is a predicted model, not a curated record. NCBI's taxonomy places the organism in Eukaryota, Viridiplantae, Streptophyta, Magnoliopsida, Rosales, Cannabaceae. The transcript has 3 exons.
AUUUUUUAUCAAAUCAGAUGUGAUAAAGCAUAAAAAUAAAUGUAUUAGUAUAAAAAAAAUGAAAUUAAACAGUAUCCAACUAUCAAUGAGGUCUGAUCCCAAAAGAUUGGCAAACACUCUCCAAACUGAGAAUGAAGAAUCAUGUACUACUUACAACAUGCUAAAGGUCUCUCGCCAUCUGUUUAGGUGGACAAAAGAAAUGGCAUAUGCAGACUAUUAUGAGCGGGCUCUUACAAAUGGCGUGCUGAGCAUUCAAAGAGGAGCAGAACCAGGAGUUAUGAUUUACAUGAUACCACAAGGUCGUGGAGUUUCCAAGAGCACGAGCUACCACGGAUGGGGAAAGUCAUUUGAGUCUUUCUGGUGCUGCUAUGGAACAGGAAUUGAAUCAUUUUCAAAGCUAGGAGAGUCUAUAUAUUUUGAAGAGAAUGGAGGAGUUCCUGGUCUUUAUGUCAUCCAAUACAUACCAAGUUCCAUUAACUGGAAACUAGGACAAGUUGUGCUUAAUCAGAAAGUUGAUCAUGUUAACUCAUGGGAUCCUUACCUUCGAGUGACUUUCACAAUUUCUUCAGGAGAGUCAGGAAAAUCAUCAACAUUAAACUUGCGAGUGCCAAGUUGGACGAAAUUAAGUGGCGCCAAGGCAACGUUAAAUGCUAAAGAAAUUUCUCUACCAGCUCCAGGUUGAAUGGAUUACAAUUCC